Messenger RNA from Branchiostoma floridae (Florida lancelet), 5925 nucleotides. RefSeq names its product A disintegrin and metalloproteinase with thrombospondin motifs 16-like. Lineage: Eukaryota; Metazoa; Chordata; Leptocardii; Amphioxiformes; Branchiostomatidae. The record is from RefSeq and is a predicted model, not a curated record. Gene Ontology annotation, cellular component: extracellular matrix. Gene Ontology annotation, biological process: extracellular matrix organization; proteolysis. Gene Ontology annotation, molecular function: metalloendopeptidase activity. The transcript has 24 exons. Bases 552 to 4151 code for a protein of 1199 amino acids.
AGCUCUAAAGGCUUCCUGGAUAAGUUUAUAAACGCGACCUCGUGUUGGGUGUUCAAACCCGCGCGCGUAUUCAAAUCGGCGGUGUGUUCCAGUCGUGUUGUGAUUGGCUGGGAGACAACUAGGGGGGAGGACCCGGCACUCAGUAGUCCUACAGGCGGUACGGCCACCGCAAACAGCCCCUCACCGCUGUUCACUCGCUGUUUGGGGAUCGAGUCUUGCGGUUUGGCAGACGACCAAGGCAGCGAGAGACCAGCUGGUUUCUUCCCCGGAGUUUUGGCACCCGCGUAGACACCGCGGCGAGCGAGAGACGCCGGCCGGCCAGCAUGGACCCACGUGCCGCGGAAUCCGGACGGAACGCGCGGUGACCAGGGGAAUAUUAAAUACACGAGCACGGGAAAAAAUAUACACACCCGCCGGAGAAAAGGCCGUGGCGUUACGAUAAUAAUUUACAUGUGGCGGGCGAGUCGGACCUGUGAGCGGCUCGGGACACAUCGCACCUACCCCCGAAGGAUUUUGUAGCUCUCACCGGUGGAACUGAACGCGCAUUCAGCAUGGUGUCGGCGACGUUGCUGUAUUCAUUCGUGUGGAUUUUCACCGGAAUACUCGCUGCUGCACAGGAUUACAACCAGGGAAAGGACAGACUGGAAGGGGCGUACGAGGGGACGACUUUAGCGAGACACCCUCAGGAGUUCAUGCCGCCCGAAGAUUUUGAAAUCGUGGCACCACACUUGCUCGACCUCAAUGGGAAUUACCUCUCGCAUGAUUGGCAUGGCCGACGCCCACCCGGAUGGACCAAUCAGGACCAAGCUUUCCACGUGAAGCUACGCGGGCAUGGUCAAGACUUCCACGUGGAGCUACAGCCCAACCACAGACUUCUCGCGCCCGGAUUCGCCGUCCACCGCCGACGGAACAAGGCCACGAAAGUCGAAAAAUACGACCAAUCGAGACAUUGCCACUUCCACGGAAGGCUCCUUUCUCACGGAAACUCGUCUGCGGCAAUAAGCACAUGCGGAGGCCUGAAAGGAGUCUUGAGAACCCCCGAGCAGGACUACUUCAUCGAGCCCCUCCACCCCGACAUGGCCAGGAGAAAAAACGUCACCACCCCUGGGGGCACUCCCCACCCCCACGUGCUGUACAAGCGCUCCACCUCCCGACCCCCCAAACCCAGCAAGCUCCACAAGCACCACCGCAGGGGGCACCGCCAGCACUACUGUGGCAGGAAGAAGAAAUAUUAUCCGAAGCCCGUGGAAGAGCCAAUCCUCCUCUCUGAUGAGUACAUCCAUGCCGAGAGGGGCAAACGGUCGCUGUACCGCCUGGAGAAGCUGAAUCAGGAGUUCAACGUGGAGACGCUCGUGGUCAUAGACAAGAAGAUGUUGGAGAAACACGGCAACGAGAACAUCACCACCUACGUGCUGACCAUCCUCAACAUGGUGUCGUCUCUCUACAAGGAUGGAACGAUCGGGAGCAGCAUCAACAUCGUGCUGGUCGGCCUGCUCAUGCUGGAUGGAGAGGAGGAUGGGCUAAACAUCAACCACCACGCUGACCAAUCGCUGAACAGCUUCUGCCAGUGGCAGUCGUCCCUGGACAUCAUCAACGGCACGCGGCACGACCACGCCAUCCUGCUGACGGGACUCGACAUAUGCUCGUGGAAAAAUGCUCCCUGCGACACCCUAGGUUUUGCCCCGAUCAGCGGGAUGUGCAGUAAAUACCGCAGCUGUACGAUUAACGAGGACUCCGGCCUGGGUCUGGCCUUCACCAUCGCUCACGAGUCGGGACACAAUUUCGGCAUGGUGCAUGACGGAGAGGGGAACGUGUGCAGUAAGCGGGACGGAAACAUCAUGUCACCGACUCUGCAGGGGGUCAACGGGAUGUUCUCCUGGUCGUCAUGCAGUCGAGACUACCUACGCAAGUUCCUCGUUACUGCCCAGUCCACCUGUCUUAACGACCCUCCCAAGGCCGUGGCGGAGUUCAAGUUCCCAGAGAAACUCCCCGGGGAGCUGUACAAUGCCGACCUGCAAUGCAAGUGGCAGUUCGGGAACAGCGCGCAGCUCUGCAUGUUCGACUUUGGCAAGGAUAUCUGCAAGGGUCUGUGGUGCCACCGCGGGGGCCGGCGCUGUGAGACCAAGUUUCUGCCUGCCGCGGAGGGGACGUCCUGUGGCCCAAACAAGUGGUGCAGGAUGGGCCAGUGUGUGGACUACGGGGACGAUGGCCCGCCGGCGGUGGACGGGGGCUGGUCGCCGUUCUCGGAGUGGGCGCCCUGCUCGCGGACCUGCGGAGGCGGCAUCACCUACAAGGAGCGCGACUGCAAUAACCCCAGACCGCAGUAUGGUGGCGCAUACUGUGUCGGGGAGAGCAAAAUCUACCGCAUGUGCAAUAUCCAGGACUGUCCCAAGGACACUCGUGACUUCCGUUCGCAGCAGUGCGCAGAGUUCAACAGCAAGCCGUUCCGCGGAUGGUACUACAAGUGGAAGCCCUACACCAGAGUGGAAGAAUCUGACCAGUGCAAGCUGUACUGCAUUGCUGAAGACUUUGACUUCUUCUACGCCCUUGCCAGCAAGGUCAAGGAUGGAACGCGGUGCGUGGAGGAGGGCGAUCGUCUCGACGUGUGCGUGGAUGGAGCUUGUGAGAAAGUGGGCUGCGACCACGUGCUUGGUUCGGACGCGACUCACGACAGCUGUGGCGUCUGUAACGGAGACAACUCCACCUGCGACUUCGUCUACGGAGAGUUCCACGACAUGCCCGAAGACAACAAGUACUUCCCGAUCGUGACGAUCCCUCCAGGCGCCCGCAGCGUGCGAGUUGAGGAACUCAACAUCUCCUCCAGCUACCUGGCCAUCCGCGACCUCGAGGGGAAGUACUACCUCACCGGGGACUGGACCGUGGACUGGCCGGGCGAGUUCGACAUCGGCGGGACCACCUUCCUGUACAGCAGGCCGUACAACGAGCCUGAGAUGCUCACUGCGAAGGGGCCCACCAAGAAGGCAGUUGUCAUCGAGCUGCUGGUGCAAGGUGAGAACAAGGGCGUGGCGUACACCUACACGGUUCCGAAGCCGGCGAACGAGACGGAGAAGGAACCGGUGCCGAGCUACUACACCUGGAGCGCCGUGACGUCGCAGUGUUCCGCAUCGUGCGGGGGAGGUACCCUUGUUACUACAGCCCAGUGCCUGUGGGACCUGUCACGACAAGUGGACGACUCGUUCUGUGACCAGACCACCAAGCCGAGCACAGGGACCCACCAGUGCAACAUGGACCCCUGCCCUCCACGCUGGAUUGCGGGAGAGUGGGGGACGUGCUCUAAGUCGUGCGGAGGAGGGAAGCAGGCCCGUCCGGUCAACUGCACGCGGAAAACAUCCUCGCAGGAACAGGAACCGGUCGACCCAACCGGCUGCAAGAACCAGCCGAAACCGUACAGCGAGCGGAACUGCAACAUGCAGGAGUGCCCACCGCAAUGGGUGGCUGGGGACUGGAGCGAGUGUUCUAAGAAGUGCGGGCACGGGUUCCAGACACGAGAGGUGGAGUGCAAGAGCAGGCGGCAGGACCAGUCUUACGUCAUCAUGCCAGACUCCCUCUGCAAGUACCAGAUGAAGCCCAAGAUCCGCCAGCACUGCUCCAAGAAGUGUUCCCGCAAGAUGAUGUGGUUCAUCUCUGCCUGGAGCCAGUGCUCGGUAUCUUGUGGCGAGGGAGUUCGCAAACGCUUGCUCAAGUGCGCCACCAAGGACUCGAACGGCUGGUACCGGCAGUUCCCCGAACGGCGCUGCUCGCACUUGAAGCGGCCGCCUGUGCAGCUCGAGGAAAAGUGCGUGAAGCCAAAGUGUCCGAAGAACCGGACGCAGGAGUCCUUGCCGAAGUGGUACACUGGGAAGUGGUCGACGUGUUCGAAGGAGUGCGGCGGGGGCCUUCAGCAGAGACUCGUGCACUGCAUCGAUGCCAGCCGCGGAAGCCGAGCCAACGGCUGUCCUGACAAGUCCAAACCUCCCACCUCCAGGCAGUGCAACCUGGACCCCUGUCCUGAGGAGGAAGACGAGAGCUCCUGCCAGGAUGCGUUCCGCUGGUGCCACCUGGUGCCCCAGCACAACGUGUGCGACCACAGCUUUUACGGGCAGAAGUGCUGCAAGUCCUGCCGAAAACACAAGCAGGAGCAGGCCAGCUGACGUGUAGAGACUCAAUAGCGCUGUGCUGGUGUUGGCUGGGAUCUACCUAACUGGACUUACAACCAUAACUGUACAUGAAACAACAGAAAACUUCAUAAUUCUCAAGGAAACACAAGCAGGAUCAGGCUAGCUGACGCAGCAGUGGCGGCGUAGAGACUCGAUAGCAUGUGCUGGUGUAGGUACUCUCUGUUUGGACUUACUUCAACCUACAACCUACAACCUCCAACCUACAGAAUACUUCAUAAUUCACAAGGAAACACAAGCAGGAACAGGUUAGCUGACACAGCAGUGGCAGUGUAGGGACUCAAUAGCACUGUGCUGGUGAUGGCUGGGACCUAGCUACGUGUACAACCGAAAACAGUACAGGAAACUUCAAAGCUGUGGGUCUGUAUGACAGGAGCAAUAUCAACAGCUGAUAAGAGGAGAGGAAAAUUUGCAACCAACCAUGGAUUUACAAACAAGCUGUCAUUGAAGGGCAACUGUCAAUGCUGACUAUCCAACAGUAGAAGAGGCGAAUCUCUCUGCAAGGAGGAUGGGACAGCUUUGCAACAACAAAAACUGGAUGUACAAGCUAGAGAAAGGCCUUCAGUAUGGAUGCCUAAUCUAUGCCAAAGUUCCCAAACAACUUAAGCAUCAUCAACUGUAGCACAGGUGCUGAAGAUACGUGCUAUUUCUUAGUGGUGGACAGAAAACAUACAAACAUUGGGACAGCCAAACAAGCUCCUUGCAAAUGUCAUCUGCAAGACUCAGCACAGUGCUGUUAUUGUUGUUAUCAGUAGAUUUUUUUAAUGACUUGUUUUUGAAAGGCAGUGAAAGAAUCAGACAAUGAGGAUGUAGAUUUUUACAAGGACGAUUUCGGAGGACGUUCUCCUUGACUUGUAACUUAAGAAUUCCAACGUUUUGCUGCUGAACCAAGAAAAUUCCAAGUGGGACUUGAAGAAAGAUGUCGAAGGACUUGAAAUCAGUUUCUGGACUUGCCAUAGCCUGCUCGGUGGUGUUGAACUGGGGAAUAUCAUCCAGCGUGUGAAACAAUCGAAACUGGAUGCAAGACCAAACCUAUGCAAGGUUGUGGCACACGGUGUAGGGACCAUAAACUGGUAUGGGACCACUCACUCACUACGCAAUGAACGAUCCUGAGAGGAUUCAGACAAACGCGGGGAAAAUAUUGCUUUCUAUUUAGCAAGAGACCCUUUGAAUUUCGUUUAGAUCGACUUUUGUGGCAAGGAAUUACUCGAGCAGUAGCCUAGACAGAGCUGGCCAAGGAAGUCAAGAAACGACGGCUUCUUGAAGACUUGCCGAAGUAUGAACUGAUCUCUCACAUCUAGAGAAAGAUAGAUGUAAGAAAUAUUACAUCUGAGAACUGUUAUCAAUGACUUAUUAUAUAAGUAGCACUGUAAAAUACUGGGAUAAAUAUUGUACAGAGGGCGUCGAACUCUCUGAAAUUCAAAGGAAGUUUCCUUUCUGCCUGAUUUUUGGCAUUUUACAUGGAAAUAUUGUCUACCUUGAUCAUUUGUAUUUAUUGUGCCAGAGAAGUUAUAUUUUCAUAUAUUAUAUAGAAUUGUGGAUAUUAAAGCUUGCGAGGCAGACAGCUACCGAAACGUUUGUUGUUCAGUACUGUGACGGUAACUUGACCAGAGGAAUUUUAUUUCGACACAGGCCAGAAAAGCAGUGAAUCAUGAUAAUAGAAAAGAACACACGAAACAAUUAAACUUCUGAAAAGAUGUACCCACAUUUUGGACUAUCAAACUCCACUUCUCAAGGAAUGAGGCCCAAG